Molecule: messenger RNA, 2435 nt
Organism: Drosophila biarmipes
Lineage: Eukaryota; Metazoa; Arthropoda; Insecta; Diptera; Drosophilidae
Gene: rump
Product: myelin expression factor 2
Exons: 5
Coding region: 177-2102 (641 amino acids)
Cellular component (GO): cytoplasm; nucleus
Molecular function (GO): mRNA binding
Source: RefSeq, a predicted model, not a curated record
UUAUCUUAGGGCCGGUCACACUGGUCUGUAACAAAAAAAAUUCUGUGCGUUUUUCAGUUGAUCUCCGAAAUUGUAAAUUCAAAAAAACUUGCAUUGCAUAGUAGAUAUCGUUGCUACAAGCAGAUAAUAGAGAAAAGCGCGUACUGAAGAGCACAACAGCCAGGAGAAAGUCGACUAUGAACAUGGACGCAGGCAACUCGGUGGAGAACCGUGAGAAGGAGCGGGAUCGUCGAGUGCGCGGAGCACGUGGCUCCCGCUUCUCGGACGCGGAUGGCAACGGAAACGCCGGUGGAAACCAGGGCGGCGGAGGCGGUGGCGGGGGCAACAAUGUUCGCGACCGGAGCCGCGAACGUCGCAACUGCCGGGUGUACAUUUCCAACAUUCCCUACGACUACCGCUGGCAGGACCUGAAGGAUCUGUUCCGCCGGAUCGUCGGCUCCAUUGAGUACGUGCAGCUGUUCUUCGACGAAAGCGGCAAGGCACGCGGCUGCGGCAUCGUGGAGUUCAAGGAUCCGGAGAACGUGCAGAAGGCCCUGGAGAAGAUGAACCGCUACGAGGUGAAUGGCCGCGAGCUGGUGGUCAAGGAGGAUCACGGCGAGCAGCGCGAUCAGUACGGCCGGAUUGUCCGUGAUGGAGCCGGCGGCGGCGGUGGUGGAGGUGGCGGUGGAGGCGGAGGUGGAAAUGGCGGCAACAACGGAGGAGGCGGCGGCGGCGGUGGCCGUGACCACAUGGAUGACCGCGAUCGCGGCUUCUCCCGCCGAGACGACGACAGAUUAUCUGGGCGUAAUAAUUUUAACAUGAUGUCAAAUGAUUAUAAUAAUUCGUCGAAUUACAAUUUGUAUGGGCUUUCUGCUUCGUUUUUGGAGAGUCUUGGCAUAAGUGGACCUUUGCAUAAUAAGGUUUUUGUUGCUAAUCUGGACUACAAGGUGGACAACAAGAAGCUCAAGCAGGUCUUCAAGCUGGCCGGCAAGGUGCAGAGCGUAGAUCUUUCGCUGGACAAGGAGGGCAACAGCCGCGGCUUUGCUGUAAUCGAGUACGACCAUCCCGUGGAGGCUGUGCAGGCCAUUUCUAUGCUGGAUCGUCAGAUGCUCUUCGACCGUCGCAUGACCGUGCGCCUGGACCGCAUUCCGGACAAGAAUGAAGGCGUCAAGCUGCCCGAGGGCCUGGGGGGAGUUGGCAUCGGCCUGGGACCCAAUGGGGAGCCGCUCAAGGAUGUGGCUCACAACCUGCCCAACGGUGGUCAGAGCCAGGGCCAGUUGCUGGGCAACUCGCAGCAAGGUGCUCCGCUGGGAUCGGUGGGUAGCCAGCCCAACAGCAGUGCCGUGAGCAACGCCACCACCAAUCUUCUCAACAAUCUGACCGGCGUGAUGUUCGGCAACCAUGCGGCGGUGCAGCCCUCACCUGUGGCUCCUGUGCAGAAGCCCAGUCUGGGCAAUAAUGCUGGCGCCGGCGGUCUUAACUUGAACAAUCUCAACCCCAGUCUGCUAGCCGCCGUGGUUGGCAACCUUGGAAGCCAGGGAGGUAAUUUAAGCAACCCCUUGCUGACUUCUUCGCUGAACAACCUGGGUCUCAAUCUGGGCAACUCUGGAAACGAUGACAGCCUGGCCCCAAGCAACGUAGGCUUGUCGAACAACUACAGCAGCGGUAGCGGCGGUGGUGGUGGCAACAACUACAGCUCCGGCAACAACUACAGCGGUGGUGGCGUCUCCGGAAACGUUGGCUACAAUGCCUACAGCAGCUCUGGCGGAGUCGGCGGCGGCAACGGAGGAGGCGGCGUGGACAGCAACGACUACAACUCGGGGAACCAGUUGGACCUCUAUGGAGGCGGCAGCAACGUGGGCAACUCCAACGUUGGCUCCGGCAAUGCUGGCGGUGGGUCGCGCAAGUCGGACACCAUCAUCAUCAAGAACGUUCCAAUGAGUUGCACCUGGCAGACGUUGCGCGACAAGUUCCGUGAGAUUGGAGAUGUCAAGUUUGCUGAGAUCCGCGGCAAUGAUGUGGGGGUGGUGCGGUUCUUCAAGGAGCGCGAUGCCGAGCUCGCUAUAGCGCUCAUGGAUGGCUCCAGACUGGAUGGGCGCAACAUUAAAGUAACUUACUUUUAAGUUUGGCAUUUAAGUUCCGAAUUCCUCGGUUCUUGGCCCCAAUCAAAACUUCAAGCAUUGACCACACAUCCUGAGAUGACCAACGAGAGCCGAUUUUCCUUAUUUCACGCGCAAUACCGAAACUAUUGUAAUCGAAGGCACUAAGAGCUCACCCAAACGAAUGCACCCACAUAUUUGUAAAACUUUUAUAUAUAUACGCAUAUUAUUAAACACUAAUAUUAUGGUUAUUGACGUUCCAAAAAAGAAAAUGAAUCCCCCAUAAAUCUGAAGACGCGAUUCAAAAUAUUUUUAAGUCAUUGAAUUAAAGCCAAUAAAAAUAUGUAAACCCCUGAA